CAGUCAUGUCGGAGACAGCGGCCACCACACCUGUGGGAUGUCAAGAUACCUUCCAGCAGCAAAUAUCCGGGACGACCUGAAGACGAGAGUGCGAUGAAGACAGUACUAGCUGCUUUCGUGGUCCUUGGGACAAUUUAUUCGUUUUGGGAUACAGUAUUCGCCAUCAAGUGUUUUAACUGCAAUUCCUACCACCAGCCUGAUUGUGCGGAUUGGUUUGACAAUGUCACCCAGCACCUCGUCAACUGCUUCGACUGGCAGACAAGGUGUCGAAAAGUAGUUCAAGAAGUGUGGGUGGAGGACCACUGGGAUGUGCGCUACAUCCGCCAAUGUGCCGGCAGCGGCGAGAUCGGCCCCUACGACGGGCGCGUGUGUCAGGAGCGUUACGGCUCCUACAACGUCCGCAUGCGCUACUGCCACUGCGACAACCAAGAUGGCUGCAACGCCGCGCCGCCAGCCCUCACUCCCGCCACUACUCAGUACCUGCUGCUGCUGCUGACAUCGGCAGCGCUUCAUGUCCUGGUCAACGGCUCUCCUACAGGAUGGUGCAUGAGUGGUACCUGCUGAACACCACCUGCAGUUGUCUGCUCGCUUGUUCGUGAAAAGCGUGUUUGUGUGUGUGUGUGGUGAGCGGAUGGGCUGGCUUGGAAGUUUGUGCCAUCAUAUGUAAUCACUAGUUUUAUAUACAUUUUUUAUAUACAUUGUGUUACAAGCUGCUUGCCUAUUUAAUAUUAAUAUACAGCGUUUAUCUGUGGCUUUUCUUUGGAAAUUUCGAUCGCCAAUUGUUUAUUUUUACGGCCAGUAGGCUUCUUCUGGUCUUUCAUAAAUUUUUGACUUUGUGACCGGCAGUUUGACUUACUGCCAGGAUUGUGCAGGCAUUUAGUUGUUGUUGUUUUUUUUUCCACAUCGGAACACCUCUGAUAACGUGUAGCAUAAUAUUUUAAAUCAAAAUUUUUUUUGAACAUAAUGUUGUACUUAGUUACUUUUACCAACUUAAAAGACUACCAAAACCCAACAAAGUGCUUUCGUUUCCCACCAUAGAACUGAUGAUGUUACUUUACGUACACAAAAAAGUUAUGGCUAUUACCUGGUGAAUACGUUAUCUGGGAUGUGCACUCGGUUAUAGAAGAGUAAAGAUGGCCCAACACAUUUAGAAUCCAAACACUGCUUGAAAAAAAUCAACUAUUAUAACUGUUUUUUCCGUAUUGAAUAAAAACUUGAUUGCUGAACAAAUUAAA
Molecule: messenger RNA, 1235 nt
Organism: Pomacea canaliculata
Lineage: Eukaryota; Metazoa; Mollusca; Gastropoda; Architaenioglossa; Ampullariidae
Exons: 3
Coding region: 94-564 (156 amino acids)
Biological process (GO): positive regulation of voltage-gated potassium channel activity; regulation of synaptic transmission, cholinergic; sleep
Source: RefSeq, a predicted model, not a curated record